Molecule: messenger RNA, 1106 nt
Organism: Suillus paluster
Lineage: Eukaryota; Fungi; Basidiomycota; Agaricomycetes; Boletales; Suillaceae
Product: mitochondrial carrier domain-containing protein
Exons: 5
Coding region: 60-1043 (327 amino acids)
Biological process (GO): transmembrane transport
Cellular component (GO): mitochondrial inner membrane
Source: RefSeq, a predicted model, not a curated record
CCCCGUCCCCCGCUUUCUGCACAUGAGUGUGUCCAGUACAUAGCUACAGCUGGGUAUUCAUGAGUUCUACUGUCUCACACCAGCGAGACAAACGUUCACUCGACUAUGCUAUUCGAUCUGGAAUUGCUGGCGGAUUGGCAGGAUGUAUUGCAAAGACAGCAGUCGCCCCCCUUGAUAGAGUCAAGAUCCUCUUCCAAGCCUCAAACCCUGAUUUUCAGAAGUAUGCCGGAACUUGGAGUGGAGCAUAUCGAGCUGGACUCGCGAUAUACAGAGAUGGAGGCGCCAGAGGAUUGCUUCAAGGUCACUCUGCAACUCUUCUCCGCAUAUUUCCGUACGCAGCCAUAAAGUUUAUGGCCUAUGACCAAUGGAGAGCGCUUUUGAUACCGACGAGGGAACUAGAAACGAAUUCCCGACAGUUUGCUGCUGGCGCCCUUGCAGGCAUAACCUCCGUGACUUUUACCUAUCCGCUCGAGUUGGUCCGCGUACGCAUGGCGUUCCAUAGUCGUUUGUCCAGCCAGUCUACCGGCCAAAUGCGGCCCUCAUUCCUCCGAGCUAUGCGCGUUAUAUACAACGAGGGCUCUACGCCUUCCUCUGCAACGCGGUCCACAACGGCUCAAAUCUUUGAGCGCUUCCCCAUUCUCAAGUUUUACCGUGGCUUCACCGUGACCAUGGUCGGCAUGGUUCCUUAUGCUGGUACCGCAUUCCUCACUUGGGAUUUCUUGCGCGCGCACUUCUACCCAGCGAUUGAUGACCAUUCCAAGCGACCUCACCCCGUGGCAAAUCUUGCCAUUGGUGCCGUUUCCGGUGCAAUUUCGCAGACUGCAUCAUACCCCUUUGAGGUCGUUCGUCGGCGUAUGCAAGUCGGAGGUUUGACUAGACCAGAUAGGUGGCUACGGUGGGGGGAGACUGUGUGUGCUGUGUACGCAAGUGGAGGGUGGAGAGGUUUCUACGUUGGAUUAGGAAUAGGUUACUUGAAGAUCAUACCCAUGACUGCCAUCAGUUUCGCCGUUUGGCAAGCAGGCAAAAAUUUGCUGGGUGCUUAGAAAUUAUAACCCGUGAUUAUAAGCCUUAUUUUAUCACUAUAACCUUCGAGCUUGUUUUGAGCG